Molecule: messenger RNA, 813 nt
Organism: Fraxinus pennsylvanica
Lineage: Eukaryota; Viridiplantae; Streptophyta; Magnoliopsida; Lamiales; Oleaceae
Source: the annotation of a GenBank genome assembly
AUGUCUUCUUCUUUUCCUGUUCUGCCAACCCCUCUGGGAGAAAGAUAUCCUAAACUAGCAGUUUCCAAGCAGGAUUCCAGGGAGAGGGAACGCGUGCAACAUUCUCCAGCUAUCAUUUCGCAAAUGUCUUCCAACAAUGGGGUAGUUGGCCAUCUAUUUUCUUCAUCCUCGGGAUAUUCUACCGAUCUUUUUUUUUCAUCUAACCCGGAACAAAAGAACCAUCCAAGACAAUCUCAUCUCAUAUCUCAAUCAACUAACAGUGAGACAUCACUUAUGUUGCCUCAUUCUGUUGAUUCUGAAGCCCCUCGAUCCACAGCAUCAAGUCACUAUAACAAGGAAGAUUACAACCCCUCUUGGUGUACAGAUUCACUGCCUGAUUUUCUUGAUUAUCCUUUAAGUACCUCUAUCCAGAAUAAUCAACUAGAAAGGAGUAACUGCAGCGGCACUGCCAUUCCAUCCGAGGAACUUACUAAACAUGAUGAUUGGCAGGAAUGGGCUAACCAGCUUCUCACUGAUGAUGAUGCUUUGACUUCUGACUGGAAUGAGCUUCUUGCUGAUGCAAGUAUUGCAGAUCCAGCACCAAAGGUACAUCAUCAUAUGUCCAAUCUGUCGACAAAUUUCUCAAUACAGCAGCCCAAUGAACAGCUCCCAGCUACACCUGGAGAAACUUGCACCACUGUUGCUCAAUCAUCUUCUGCUAAUUGUGCUCAAACCAAGCAACGAAUGCGUUGGACUCCAGAACUUCAUGAAGCCUUUGUGGAGGCAGUCAACAAGCUUGGUGGAAGUGAAAGUAACUCUUCCUUCACCACUUAA